ACGUGGUGUUGUUUAGCAGCAAGUAAAGAAAAGGCACAUCCCAACUGAACUCGACGCAUGCGCAGUAGAGCCGGUGUUGAGAGGUGAAAACAGUGAAAGAUGGUUACGGUGGGUCGUGUGUGAAGCAAAAAACUUCUGGACUGUCUGGGAAAUAACAUCCCAUGUAAUACCCAGUUUGUAAAUACCCUGAUGGCCGAACCAAAGCGGAUACAAUUAGAAGCACCUAAGUCACUACACCGAGAGAAAAAAGUGAAAGAAGUGCCUCCAACCUACCGUUUUGAGUUAAAGCUUUCCGACAAGAACACCGAAUCUGCGGAGUUUUCAUAUGCGGAGCUGGUGAAGGAAGCUCGGGCUUCUGAGCGUGAUUCCAAACAACCUGGAAGUGAUGAUCCAUUUUCACUUGAUGAUGAUGCAGAGAAAUUACAGGCUCUUGCACGGAAAUUUGAGGAGAAAUAUAAUCCCAAACCUGGAGGGAGGAAGAAAAAGAAGAAAAUUGCGAUAUCGGAAGAUUACAUAGAUAAAGGCAUGGGCUAUGACGAGACUGAUCCAUUCAUUGAUAAUGAAGAAGCUUAUGAUGAAUUGGUACCAUCUACUCUUACUACUCAGUUUGGAGGGUUUUACAUAAAUAAAGGAGAUUUGGAGUUUCGAACUUUAUCAGAUCCAGAAAGUGGAAAUGAAGCUAAACCUAGGAAAAAGCGAAUUAAACAAACAACAGAAAAAGAAAAGAAAAGAAGACGUGUUGGAUGUGAAGAAAAUCAAAAACGCAGAGGAAGAAGACCUUUACAUGAAUCUGUGAGUGCCUUAACAAAACCAAAGAAGAAGACUCAGCCUACUGUUGCAGAUAUGCUGCAACAGCACAAAGCUAAUCUCCAACGCAUGCAUCAAGAAAAUUUACAGCAGUUGCAACUAAAUCCCAUUGCAGUUGAAAGAGAAUUAGAGUCAGAAGAAGAUGAUAAUGCUCAACAGUUAAUGCCAGGCCAAGCUUCAACUAUAAAUGAAGCUAUUGAAUCUGUUGUUAAAGCUGCUGCUGAAGAUGCCAGUAAUGGAUCUGCUGGGCCUGUUACAGGAAGUAGUGAUGGUGAAGAAGUCAAGCCACCAAUAGAAUGCAUUGAAGCUCCAAAAUUACCAGACAACUUGCCUCCAGAUUUGGAUGAUGUAGUUGCCAAGUUGAAAGAGGCAGCAUAUAAGUCCGAGGAAGGGAAAUGCAAGUUUUUCAGUGAUGAAGUGAACAGAAUGCUUUUGAGUGUGGAGUUAAAAGCUCAGGAGUUAACCAGUGCCCAGAGAUCUACCAUAUAUUCACAUUUAGCAUCUCAUCUUCCUUGUACAAAAGAAACCCUUCAGAAAAGGGCCAAAAAGCUUAGAUUAGAUCAAGAAGAUGGAAAAUUGAGAGAACCUAUGCAAAAACUUAGAGAUGGCAUAGCUGAAGUAAUGCCUGAAAUGCUGGAAAAAUAUGCUGCCUCUCUACAAGCUUGUGAUGCAAGGGAUGAAGAAAAAAAAGGUGAAAAUGCCAGUGAUGGAGAAGAAAGCCAAGGAGAAGGGGAAAAGAAAUCAUCUCGCUUACCUAAGAAAUGUUUUGAAUGGAAUGACACUAUUAGGAAUUAUUUAUGUGAUGUUGUUCGUAUUAAAUUAAAAUGUUAUGAAGUGUCAAAGACUAGAAUUCAGUCUGCUGAAGAAUAUUUAAAACAUUUCUUGGAGGCAGAAGUUAAAAAUUUGUGGCCUCCAGGUUGGAUGCAAUCAAGGAUACUAUUUCGGGAAAGUCGAGCUGCUCACUUUUACAUAACGAAUCGGCCCAAGAAGCAAAUUCUUGUGCCCAAGAAAGUUGCCAAUCCAUUAUCUUCAGUCAUGCUUACAAUGAAGCCUGCAGUAUCUCUUCUUAAUAAUGCUGUUGUAUCUCAGGAAUCUGAAUUUGAUCAAAUUUUCCAAGAGAAAAGUGUGCCUUUGAUACCACAAGUGGAAAAUGCAUUAGAGAGGAGGGAGAAUGCAGAUCUUUUGAAUUCAAAUAAUGGCAUAACUGCUGAAGAAAGAGCAGCAGAAUUUGCUAAACUCUUCACACUUCCAAUCAAAUCUCCUGUGCCAGAUGACUUUUCACCAUCAAAAAACCAAGAAAAUAUUGCAGCUAGUGCUAAAGUAUCAAGCGAUAGUACUCCACCAAAGAUAUCAUCACCUGUUGUUAAUGCAAUAUCUGAUUCAGUGGUGCCAUCAAAAACUGUUCCUUCAAAAAAUGAUAAACACUCCAGGGCUGUGCAGCAAAACAAGCAGUCUUCUUAUACUUCCAAAAUAUCUGAUUUCAAUAAUUUUGCGGAAGGAUCACUUGCUUCAGAUAUGCUAGCUCGUAUCAUAUGUGCUAGCCUGGCUGAUUUUCCAUAUGCAGGUUCAUCUAAUGUUGAAAAUACAUCAUCACUUAAAACUACCAGUGUGAUUUCUCCUAAUCCUGGUUUAGCAAAGGAGUCUCGCACAUUAAAUUCAAAAUUCGCAAAUGACAUUCUUACUAGUCAUAAAAAACUUGAAGGUGGAAAGCCACUUAAUGCAGAGACACGAAAACCUAGUCAGGAAACUGCACUUCAUAAUUUCUCUAGCCUCGGGAUAAGCAUUGAGACGUUGUUAAAUCCUAAGAGUCAAUCUGUUUUGAGGCCAACUGAUUCUAGUGUUUUAGGUAAAACUAAGGCUGUUACUUCUGACAUUUCUGCAGCUGUGAAUUUGAAACUGAAAGAUUCAAUUGUUCCUCACUCAAGACAGUUUGCUGAGGCAUUUGAAAGAACUCCUGACAGUUCUCCAGGCAAUAAGAAGCACAGUGUGAAAGGAUUAAAUAUCCAUGCACAAACUUCUGUUUCUAAUGCUAGUGCUUCCUCUCGUCUUAUUAAUACAAAUGAACACAUGGGUGAUUAUCCUUCUAGCACCUCGCCACGAUCUACAGCUGAAAACACUCAUAAAUUAGCAUAUGAUUUAGCUAAAUAUAACACAGCUGUCACAACUCAGGGUAAUGUAACUGGACCGUAUAAGAAAAGAACCAAAUAUGCUGUAAGUAGUAAGGUGAAUGAUCAGUGGAAUCAUUACUUGGAUGUAAAUCUAGGUGGUACACUACUUGAAGGAAUGAAAGGUUUCCCCUUCCCUGUUAGUUCUAUGCCUACUCCUCCUCCAGCACAUUCAUCAUCACCUCUUCGUACAGUUGCUCAUUCUCAGCAUAAUUCACCAAGGCAAAGUUCUCACAUUUCUCCGGGAUUAAGAAGUCUCCAUGAAUCUAAAAGUGAUGUAUCUAACCAUAAUACACAGGCUCAUUCAAAUAUUAUAUCUGUAACAGAGGUACCGCGAAGGCAGUCUCUAAUACAAGGCCCAUGGAAGCCAAGUUCUCAAGCUCCAGCUACCUCCCUGAGCCCAUUCAUGGCAAACACAUCCCCACCUAUUUCAAACCAGUGUAAAUCUACCUCACCAAACCAUCAUAGCUCAAAUUCACAUGUAAACAUGUCACCAGUUCCAGCUCAUUCCAUGUCACAAAUUGAUAAGGUAUCAGCUGCCUAUAGCCGUAGUCACAGUCCCUUGCCUCUACGAGCAAGUCCAUCUCAUGUAACAGUUCUUGGUCAUGCAUCAAAAACAUCACCAUCAAGCACAUAUUCUCCACACAUUGGACAACCUCCAUAUACGACACACCAGUCCAGUCAUACUGUGUCAUCAACGCUUCACCAACAAGCUCUUGUGCGUAGUAAUGCUUUUGAUCCUUCAACCUCUACAGCUACAUCAAAUUCCUCAGCUGGAACAUUCACACCUAAUCAAGAAUUAAAAACUUCAAAUCCAAGAACUAACUGAUAAGUGCCAUCUGUGUAUGUAAUGUGCAGAGUAGCUGUUAGUAAUUUAUUUUCCUAGCUUUGUGAAUUUGACCAAGAUGUUCAAGCUUUGGUUCUAAGAAUGCAAGGGAACAACUGUGAAGUGUGUGAUUAGUGUUGUAUAUAAUAAGUUAUGUAUAAUGUGCAUCGAGUGGCAGUGGCAUUUCUGUGAUUGAUUUUCUCUAAGUAUGCAGCUUUCUAAAUUACUGCCCUUCAUGUAUGUGCAUAAAAAGUAGAUAAACUUGCAGUGAUAUUAUGUACAGUAUAAAAAAACCCCUUUUGUACAAUUGUCCUGGAGCAUAUUUUUGUCAAUAUGUAUGUAAUUUGUACAGUGUAAAUUCAGAAUUUUUUGCUUCCUAACUGUUUUUAGUAUGCUUCCAUUAAUAUGAAAUCCAGUCAUAAUUGGCCAUUGAGAUACUUUGUGUCAAAUAUCUAAUCAAACAAGUUACUUUUUUUGCGUUUAUGUUUACAAUUUCAUAACUUAAGUUCCAAGAAUAAUAUUCAGUUUCUGAUGUUAAAUAUUUCUCUUGUUAUGUUUUUUAGUUUUGUGUGCUUGUAAUAAUCAUUAAAAAGAUGUGUUUGAAAAUAUGUAAUAUGUUAUUCUGCUUUCACUCUCAAGCUAAUAAUUCUUCCCUUUUACAAAAAGGUGUCCAUGAAUUACUAUGCAAUAUUGUCAUAUGUUAUCGAGAUUUAUAUAUGAAAGCAGUGUAAUCGAAAUCAAUAAUGUGUGAGCUGAGAUGCAUUCCAUAAUGUCUUUCUUAACUGUUUAAUUUUCUUAAGAAUUAUUUUGGACCCUUUAAGUCUUUUAACUGAUAUUUUGGUAUUUUUUUGUUAUUGAAAUAAAAGAUCAAUUUUUCAAAGUUUUGAAAACAUUUAAAUGUACUUCCGUGGAAGAUAGUGAAUAUUAUAAUCAAAUUAUUCAAAACUGAUACAUUUAAAAACAACGUACUAUUUUUUACUGCUGCAUAUCAAUUGUAUUUAUUUCAUAUUUGUCAAAAAGCACUUUCAUUUGUGAAGGUGGUUGUUAUGCGAGUUUUGUGGGAAAAAUAUUUUAAUUACAAGUACUUGUUCAAAUGUAAAUGAAAUUGUUGGAAUAUAUUAUUUCAUUUGAAAUGUAACUACUGUAAAGCCAAAAAGUGUCGCUUUGAAGUACAAGUUCUUUUGCAUAGAAGUAAAAGCCUGUUUAAAAAUUUUAAGGCUUUAUAUGUGUAUAUAUAUAUAUGAAUUUGUAUAAGUAUUCCCGAUGAAAUAUUAUGUAUAAUUUGAAAUUAUAUGAAUAUAUUCUUUCCUUUGAAAUAUAAUUUUUUUAAACGAUAAAAGCAUGAAAGUAUGCUUAUAAAUUUAAAGACUUUACGUACAUGAAUUUGAAGAAGUGUGAGAUAUAGUUUACACAAUGAAAUGAGUUAUUUAUCAGUUGAAAAAUAUAAAUUAUUUGGAUUGCUAUGUCACGUAUCAAAUGAAAUUUUCAUGUUUAUGUGUUGAAAUAAAAAUUCAGUAUUUUAGAACUAAUUUAUUUUUAUUCUGCAAUUAACUGAUUGUAUUGUUAUUUUUAACAAAGUGAAGUCAUUUUGCAAUCUGAAAAUGCUAUCUAAUUAGUAUUUUAAUUUAAUUUGUCUAUUAACUCUUAGAAAAAUUAUGGCCAUGUUUUGCAUGUCAGUAGCAAAUAGAUGAUUUACCUGCCAUCAGAAAGUGUUGCCCGUCCUAGCAAACAUACUGAGAAUUAUCUGUCUAGUUAAUAUAUAGUCUAAAAGUUUGCGAUUAAAAUUUGAAUUUGUUUUUACUGUUA
This is a messenger RNA of Stegodyphus dumicola, 5604 nucleotides long. RefSeq names its product yemanuclein (gene yem). Gene Ontology annotation, cellular component: nucleus. Lineage: Eukaryota; Metazoa; Arthropoda; Arachnida; Araneae; Eresidae. Gene Ontology annotation, biological process: chromatin organization. The record is from RefSeq and is a predicted model, not a curated record.